Messenger RNA from Prorocentrum cordatum, 3724 nucleotides. NCBI's taxonomy places the organism in Eukaryota, Dinophyceae, Prorocentrales, Prorocentraceae. The record is from the annotation of a GenBank genome assembly.
AUGACGGCGCAGGGCUUCCAGAGCGAGUGGCUGUCGCGGCAGGGCGCCACCAUGGAGGACCUCGGCAUGCGACCCGAGGGGUACACCCCCGCCCUCGAGGCGGCCACGACGGCGGACGCCGUCUGCAUGUACGCACAGAUGCUGCACCAGCUGGUGGAGGUCGACGGCGUUCAGCUCGACGACCUGAGAGAACGCACCCCUUCCGCGUAUCUCGCCGUGAUGGACGCCUUCGCGGCGAGCAACUUCUCCGGCGUCAUCGGCCAGGUCAAGUUUGCGCCGAAUUCGCCAGACCCCGAGGGAUCCGUCAAGCUGGAGCAGCUGCAGAACGCGGGCACGUACAGGCAGGUGGAGUUCGCCUCGUUCUUGGAUGGGGUCCUGUCGUUUGCGGGCGUUGGCCUCGAGUUCGGUUUGCCCAACGAGUCGGACAUCGUGGCCCUGCCAGCAGCCGUGGCUCAGUUCACGACCUGCACGGGGGAGGAGUCCCUGGACUUCGAGACUAACCUGUGUGUGCCGUGCAGCUCGGACCAGGUGUGGCUGCAGGAGGGCGGCUUCUGCGCGUGCGCCGCCGGGUACUUCAAGAACGCCGCGGGGGCCUGCGAGCUGUGCUCGCCGGGGACCUUCACCAGCUCCCCGGGCUCGAGAGAGUGCACCAACUGCUCCGAGGGCCACUUCGCUGCGGCCAGCGGGCAGACUGCGUGCCAGGAGUGCACCGUCGGCCUGUACUCGAGCUUGCCGGGCCUGUCGGCAUGCACGGCCUGCGUGGAUGAGGGCAGGCCUGACAGCGACCGCUGGUCCACGUGGAAGCCAGACGGGUCCGGCGGGUGGCUGCAGAGCACGGGUGCGACGUCGAGAGAGGGAUGGUGUGGUUGCAGCGACGGGUCGUACCUCGACGGGGAUGUCUGCAGGGUCCCGUGGCCCUCACCGUUCCGAGAGUGGCUCGCCGUCACGGAGGUCUUCGUGUUCAACACGGGCACCAUGGGCUUGGAGUGCGUCAUGCCCACGAGCCCCAUUUGGACCUACUGCGAGAAGCUCGUCCUGCUGCUCUUCAUGCUCUCUCGAAGGGCAGCAGGAAGCCCGCCGCGGACCUCCGAAAGGUUCUGCUCGUGCCGUCCUCUGCUGUUCUGCUCAUUGGCGAUGUGCGCCAUCCACGUCGCCCACGUCAGCGUGUUCCACGAGAAGAAGUUCGGCGAGCGCAAGGCGGCGCUCUACUGCUCCAUCGGGGCGGUGGUGUUCUCCGUUUUCAUCGCCAUCUCCAGGAUCAUCUUCGUGCCGUUCGAGUGCGAGACCCACCCCAACGGGGAGUCGACGCUCGAGCUGUCUCAGGAUGUCUUCUGCUACGACAGCGGCGACCACUGGGUCAUGGUCGCCAUCGCCAGCGCCGGAGCCGUGAUCCCUGCCGGCUUCAUCGCGCUUGUGUUGUGGGUGCUGCACCAGCUUCCCAAGCGCAUCCUGGCCGGCGACACGAACUUUAUGAAGUGCUACACGUUCCUUUUCUGCCGCUUCCGCCCAGGCGGCUUCUGGUAUGUCGGGGUGCUCGUCAUCCGCAACCUGCUCAUCUCCCUGGUGCCAAUCAUGGGGGACGCCAGCGUGCAGCUCAUCCUCGUCUUCCUCUUUCUGAUGCCGUCCAUCGUGAUCACCCCGCACUUCUUGCCGUGGAGAAGCCCGAUCGGCAACAUCAUGGAGGAGGGCUCCAACCUGGCCAUCCUGUGCAUCCUCUUUCUGGGGAGCCUCCUGCUGCCCACCACCGACCAGGCGGGCCUCGCGGUCGGCUGCUGCCUGCUCGUCGGCGCGAUGGUGCUGUGCCUCGGCGCGGCCGCCAGCCUGGGGGCCAUCGCGCACGCCCGCAACCUCAUGGGCACCAAGUCCAUAUCCUUCUUCCUGUGCCACCACAAGCACUCGGGCGCUGCCAUGGCCCGCGUGCUCAAGUGGAAGUGGAUGGGCACGAGCAGCGUGGACGACGCGUUCAAGCGCGUGCACCUGCAGGCCGACUUCCACGGCAGCUCGGCCAGGUCGCUGGGGGACGUGGCGGACUCGGACAUGGUGGUCGCGAUCUGCACGGCGGAUCUCCUCGGGAGCCCUUGGUCCAUGGGCGAGCUGACGGUGGCAAAGGGCAAACAGGUCCCGACUGUCAACCUGAAGUAUCCCGACUUUGCGUAUCCAGAACAGAAGCGCAACCACGUGGAUCGCAUCAAGGGGCUGCACGAGCUCACCCACCUGGGCAUGAACGCCGAUUCCGUGCUGACCGUGCUCGACUGGAUGCCGACCAACCCGCAGGUGACUCUGCCGGACAGUCUUACGACCGCGGGCCUGACCAAUCUUGCCGACGAUCUCCUGAAGUUCCGACGCUUGGGAGGGUCCGACCAACCGUUGCUCGAGUGGAAGGGCGAAGGCGACCAGGAUGCGCCCCCAGACGCCGCGUGCACCCUGAUCGUGGACAUCCUCAGCCACGAGGCGUUCUGCGCGGCGCUGCUCCUUAAGGAGAUGAUCGAACACUUGUUCAUGGACCAGCACCUCAAACUGCACGUCCUCAGGGAGGGGGAGCAGAUCCCCACGAACAGCAAGCAGGCAAUCCUCGUCUGUUCGGUCGGAUGCUUCGGCACAGGCCACUUGACCUCGGCGCUCAUUGAGGCCGACAGGUCAAGGAUGAGGAUUCUACCAGUGAUAAUCGAGAGCGGCUUUGAGCUGCCUUCCACGACGAGCAAGGUUCACACCCGGGCCAACAAGCAACGUGAUACGCUCGCCCGCGUUGUCGAUGUUGUCGACAAGGUGUUCCUGGAGAAUGAGCUGUUCUUUUUCCCUCGGGACAGCACGCAGGUGCUCAACCUGCGCCUGCAGGAGGUCGCGGACCUGCUACUGACCGAAGCGGAUCGCGAGUCUUCGCGCCUCCCGGGCAGGGCGAGCGAUGGAAACCCAAGCGGUGGAGCCCGAGGCGACGGAAUCGCAGAGCAGGGCGAGGACAACGCCGAGCAGGAGGACGAGGACAACGCCGAGCAGGGCAAGGGCAACGACGAGCAGUAGGGCAACGACGAGCAGGAGGGCAACUACGAGGCUGUGUGAGCGUCGUUCGCACACGGUGCACGAGCUUUCACUGGGUCCGGGUAGUCAGGGGCCUCGGGGCGCAUGCACCGAGCCAGACGCGCCUCGUCUCUCGAGCCAAAGGGGCUCUUGGCAGAUUCCUUCGCCCGCUGCGCCUCCCCGCGGGUCGCCUCCUGAGAGUCUCGAGAUCGGUGGAGGCUUGCUUGCUUUUGGUGUGCUCGCACAGGCUCCCGUCCUCCCCCGUGCUCCGCGCCCUCUUGCUCCGCUCCCUCUCGCUCCACUCUCUCUCUCUCUUCCCCUUCCUUGCUGCUGCCCCUCCUCCCUGGCGGGCCCGGGGCGGGAGGAUCUGCUCGGCGGGGGGCGUGCCUCCCACGCGUGGUCUCUCCCGCAAAGGUCGCGCCCUGUGACGCCUGGGCUUCUCCCACUGGCCGCGCUCCGGCCUGCCUCGGACACUGCAGUGCUCGACUGCUCGUGUCGGGCCGUCCCCCGUACCCGGGUCUUACGUCUCCCCGACUUUUUACGGCGCGGGGAUGUGCACAUCCCACUCGUCUCUGAGCCCGCUCGCGCUGCGGAGCGCCAGCCGGUGCCCCAUCGGCGCUCUGUCGGCCGCGCUGCCGCCCAGCGCCCGGCGCUGCGGCGCCGUUUUUUUUGGGGGGAUGCGGACCUCGGGAAGGAUUUCGGGCGCGCA